GUCCAUCACCCCAACGCCCCCUCUGAUACAACCAAUGCCACCGGCCCUUCCUCCUGGGCCGCCGCAGACACGCAGACACCGAACGAGCCAGGCACACUGACAGCCGCGCCCGAAUCCAUUGCUCGACCCGGCCGACACCAUAUCUGUCCCAUCCGCCCCUCUUGUUGAUGAGCUCGGCCAACCGGCGAAUGAAGCGAUCGGCCUCCCUCCCAUAGACGCCGUCACACGUCACGGCAGCCGCUUACCGACCGUUCCUGUCGUUGUGCAGUAAAAGCCCUUGCUUUUGUUGGGGCGAAUGCUUUUGAGCAGCCGCAGGGGCGGGGUGGAGCAGUCUGGGCCAAGGCUGAGCUCCAUAGCUCGAGGGUCCGACGUCUUGGCCGGUGCAGGGAUCCAAUGGGGCGGCGGCUUGACGAUCUUCCCGUCUGCGUCGACACGCGCACACCUGCCGAUGCCCACGCCGCUCACAUCGGGCCCCCCCAUCGCGCUGUCCCCAUCGCGAAUGCUAACGCGCUUGACUAUACACGUCUCGCCCUUGGGGCAAUCGAAAUGGCGGUGGUAGGAAUAGCCGUUGUAGUAGUGCUUCUCGUACUCGAUGCUCGCCUCCGAUCGGUAAUGUACGAAGGAGAGGACGCACAUCUUUGGCCCCGGCUGGAACGACGCGCGGCCGAGGGAAUCUGUGGCAGACAGACACAACAAAAGAUAUGGCAUUGCAUGCAGACAGAGCAAUAUAUGGCCUCUGGCCUUCUGCAUGCACGGCAGGGUGUCGGUUGCCCGUUCGUACCGCUCAGGGCGCCACUCUGUGACUGCAUGGGGAUCCUGUUGGCAUCGGCCAGAUCCUGCUGCAAUGCCGCUGCUGCCGCAACAAAACACAAAAUCAUAUAUCAGGCCCGUUUCCCAUGCAAUGUGCCCAUAUCACCGUCGCAUUGGUGGGUGGCGCAGGAGAGAAGGAGCAGCAAGAGAACGAGGGGAGGCGCUAUCGGAGCUUUCUUCGUCUCCC
Molecule: messenger RNA, 997 nt
Organism: Vitrella brassicaformis
Lineage: Eukaryota; Vitrellaceae
Source: the annotation of a GenBank genome assembly